CCUCCCCCCUCACCCCCUGCCCCACCCCGCCAUGCACGACGUCGCCGCGCAGCUGCUGCACGAGUACUGGCGGCGCAGCGGCUGGAAUGCGUCGGGCUCCUACCUGCAUCUCACCUCCACCUCUGCCUCGCUGCUCGACUUCCCCUUACCACACUCGCUGGGCCUCUCCAUCUCCGCCUCGCCCUCGGCGCCCUUCUUCACCACGUACCGCCUGCGCGCCCUGCCCACGCUCGACGGCCAGAUUGGCUAUCUCUUUGCGCGCACGCAGCAGCAGCUGCGCCUGGGAGACAGCCGCGACGUCGACUUGGCGCGCACGGCGCAGUGCUUUCGCAUCGUCGACGCGCCACGAGCGCCGCCGCCCGAGACGGCGCGCCCCAGGGACUAUCUCCUCUACGGCUCCAUGCACGUGCCCUCGCUGCGUGUGGAUGCCCUCUACACGCUGCGCUACUCGCCCUGCACGGCGCUGCUCCUCAGUGCCCUCUCGCACCCGGCAAAGCCGUCGCCGCUGCUGCUGCACGAACGCGCGCCCUCCUCCUCCUCCUCCGGCGCCGCCGACACGCCGCCCGCACCCGCCGCCGAUGCCAAGGCGGGCAAGCUGGGCCUGCAGCUGACGCUGCAGCGCGACACGGGCCGCUGGUUCACCGAGUACAGCUACUCCGUCGACGAGGCACUGUGGGGCUUGCGCGUGCUGCACAACUUUGGCGUGCCCGAUGCUGCUUCGCCGCACUCGUCCUCGGCGCCGGCGGCGGCGGCGGCAAACGAGGAGAGCGACUUGCCCGCCUCGCCGGCAGCGAGUGCGGCGCCCGAAGAGCCGCAGCCGCAGCAGCAACAGCACGUGGGCAGGAUAAGGAGGAUAGGCGACGAUGAAGAUCGCGGAGACGACGUCGGCGCCUCGUGGCAGGGCCGCUUCAGCGCCGGAGCAGAGAUGUUCUUCAGUGCGCGAGAGAAGAGCGCUGGCAUCUCGACGGGUCUGCGAUUCUCCACUCUGCCCGAGCGUGAGCGCGAUCGAGAACGCUGUCGUUCUUGCUCCUCCUCCUCCUCCUCCUCGUCGUCGUCGGCCGAUGCGAUUGCCACGCACGACGAGCAGCAGCAACAGCCACCCACGACGAUCACCGCCACUCUGAACCCCAUGAUGGGCCAUCUCUCCACGGCCUACGCCAGUCGCAUGACGAAGGACCUCGUCGCCUGCUCGCGCUACGACUUCAACGUCUACAGCUACGAGUCCGAACUGACCCUCGGCGCCGAAUACUGGCUGCGCGCCGCCGCGGCGGCGAACAAGACGAGACACGCCAGUGACGAGGCGGGAGGAGAGGAGAGCACAAGCACCUCGAGCGCCUCCUCGUCGACGACACCAAGAGACGUAGUCAGUGCAGAUGCAUCGCGCUCCACUGCCUCGUUGAGAGAGGCACGCUUCGACGCCUCCGCCUCGGCCUCCACAAGCUCAAGUGCCGGCGCAGCAGCGAGACGCACAGCUUCGCUGCGAGAGUGGGCGGCGAGCGAGGAGGCAUCGGAGGAGCGACGCGCAGCUGCGCAUCUCACACUGAGAGAUGCAGCAUCGCCUCUGCCUCGUUGCGAUGCCACGCUCGUCGCCGCUGCCGCUGCCUCUGCUUCCAGCCUCACCUCCUCCUCGCCCGCCUCUGCCUCUGUGCGCGCCGCCGCCAGCAGCAGCGACGGCAGCAGCAAAUGCGACGCUGCUGCUGCGCCGCUGCUCGGCAUUCUCAAGGCGCGCCUCUCCUCUUCCGGCGUGCUGGCACUGCUGUGGGAGGGCCGCCUGCACUCGACGCUCGUCUCGUUUGGCCUGCGCGCCGACGUGAGUGCGGCGGCGCUGCGCCAGCAGGCGAACGCGGGCGCGUACGCAGGAGGAGGGUAUGGAGGAGGAGGCGCGAGAAAGGCACCGCUGAGAGGCAUUGGCUUGGACUUGCAGUACUUUAGCACCUCGGCCGAGGCGGAGGGAGAGAUGGAGAGGAGGAGGUCGAGGUGGAGCGCCCAAGGAGAGGAACACGCCAUCUAGCCGCCCCCCAUCCCACACCCACACCCACACCCACACCCACACACGCCCAACACGCAAUGCAUAUACAUUCGUGCCCA
This is a messenger RNA of Tilletiopsis washingtonensis, 2088 nucleotides long. RefSeq lists its product as hypothetical. NCBI's taxonomy places the organism in Eukaryota, Fungi, Basidiomycota, Exobasidiomycetes, Entylomatales. Gene Ontology annotation, biological process: phospholipid transport; protein insertion into mitochondrial outer membrane; establishment of mitochondrion localization. The record is from RefSeq and is a predicted model, not a curated record. Bases 32 to 2011 code for a protein of 659 amino acids. Gene Ontology annotation, cellular component: SAM complex; ERMES complex. The transcript has 3 exons.